GAACUUUCAGCAUCAGCCUAGAAGGCUCCCGCCAGACAGCUCAUUGAUAAUCUCUGAGUGACCAGCUCUCUUUGAUAUCCCCAGAGAAACCAGCUCUCUGACCUUCCAAAGGAUGGAUCACUUCAUCUUUAGACUCCCAUCCAUCACGAAACUUGUGCUCUGGUGUUUCCUUUUGACUUCCCAUAGCUUGGCAGCUCCAGGAAAGCAUAGCUACCAUUCUCCUGCUGAAGACCGCCUCUUCAAACACCUCUUUAAGGGUUACAAUCGCUGGUCCCGCCCAGUUCGGAACACUUCUGAUGUGGUGAUCAUCCGCUUUGGGCUCUCUAUUGCCCAGCUCAUUGAUGUCGACGAGAAGAAUCAGAUGAUGACGACCAAUGUCUGGCUGAAACAGGAGUGGAGUGAUUACAAGCUGCGCUGGAACCCAACUGAUUAUGGCAACAUCACAUCGAUCCGGGUCCCUUCAGAGAUGAUCUGGAUUCCUGACAUUGUUCUCUACAACAAUGCUGAUGGGGAGUUUGCAGUGACUCACAUGACUAAGGCUCACCUGUUCUUCACAGGCACAAUAAAGUGGGCACCCCCAGCAAUCUAUAAGAGCUCCUGCAGCAUUGAUGUGACUUUCUUCCCCUUUGACCAGCAGAACUGCAAGAUGAAAUUUGGUUCCUGGACCUAUGACAAGGCCAAGAUUGACCUUGAACAGAUGGAACAGAUGGUAGACCUGAAGGACUACUGGGAGAGUGGGGAGUGGGCCAUCAUCAAUGCCGUGGGCACCUACAACACUAAGAAGUAUGAUUGCUGUGUAGAGAUCUACCCUGACAUCACCUAUUUCUUCAUUAUCCGGAGGCUGCCUCUCUUCUAUACCAUUAAUCUCAUCAUCCCUUGUCUCCUCAUCUCCUGCCUCACUGUCCUGGUGUUCUACCUGCCGUCAGACUGUGGUGAGAAGAUCACCCUCUGCAUCUCAGUCCUAUUGUCCCUCACUGUCUUCUUGCUUCUCAUCACUGAAAUCAUUCCCUCCACUUCCCUGGUCAUUCCACUCAUUGGUGAAUACCUUCUCUUCACCAUGAUCUUUGUCACGCUCUCUAUUGUCAUCACAGUCUUUGUCCUCAAUGUCCACCACCGCUCUCCAGGAACUCACAUCAUGCCCCAUUGGGUGAGGGUUGCCUUUCUGGGCUGUAUACCCCGAUGGCUUUGGAUGAAUCGGCCCCCUCCUGUCCUGGAGCCCCAUCAGCACUCUGGCCAAAAGCUCAGUACCAUUCAUUGGUUGGAGACCAAUAUAGAUGAGGAGGAGAAAGAAGGUGGAGUGGAGGAAGAAAGCUGGGAAUUUUCUACCCAUUCAUCACCAAUAAUAAAUACUCUCUCUUGUCACUGUGGCCAUUACCAUGGCCCCCCAUGUUCCAAGGCAGGGACUCAGUUACCAGAGCCUGGAUUCCUUCUGCCCCAAAGCAUCCAAAAAGCCCUGGAAGGUGUGCACUAUAUUGCUGAUCAUUUAAGGACAGAAGAUGCUGAUUUUUCGGUGAAGGAAGACUGGAAGUAUGUUGCCAUGGUAAUUGACCGGAUAUUCCUCUGGAUGUUUAUUAUUGUCUGCUUCCUUGGGACCAUUGGCCUCUUUCUUCCUCCACUUGUAGCUGGCAUGAUCUAAAAGCACAAGCUCUGAUCCAAGGGUGACAUUUCUGAUGUCUGGUAGCUUCUCUGAACUACAACUAUAUUUGCAUUUUUAUUAAGACAUUGGGGGAAACAGGAGGUACUAAUUCAGCCAGUCAUUUGAGAGUUGGUAUGAGGAUAUUAAUUAUUUCGUUGUGGGAUUAUUAAACUAAACCAUGCUAGGACUUAUCUUCCAUGAAACUAUUGAUUGAUAUAUUGAUCAAAUAUUGAGUACUUAUUGCAAACAAAGCAUUAUCCUAGAUAUCAGUGAGAACAUCAAAAAAAUGUAA
Molecule: messenger RNA, 1928 nt
Organism: Sarcophilus harrisii (Tasmanian devil)
Lineage: Eukaryota; Metazoa; Chordata; Mammalia; Dasyuromorphia; Dasyuridae
Gene: CHRNA2
Product: cholinergic receptor nicotinic alpha 2 subunit
Exons: 7
Coding region: 113-1636 (507 amino acids)
Biological process (GO): regulation of membrane potential; signal transduction; monoatomic ion transmembrane transport
Cellular component (GO): postsynaptic membrane; synapse; neuron projection
Molecular function (GO): acetylcholine-gated monoatomic cation-selective channel activity; transmembrane signaling receptor activity
Source: RefSeq, a predicted model, not a curated record